AUGUCAUCCGACCCGGCGAUCAUUCCAAUUGGGCAAAUGCCGCAACAGACAGGCAUCCAUGCCCAGAAAGAUGAUUGGACCGGUAUUAUCAAUCGAACGGAACGAAGAAAACUGCAGAAUAGGCUAAAUCAGCGAGCAUUUCGAUUACGACGACAACUUAAACGACAGCAGCACCAGCAAAAUGCGGAACCCACAGACUUAGCGACAGAAGACUCCUUAUAUCUCGCCCCCAGCGAGUUCCAAAACGGGUUCCAGUGUACUUUAGCCCCGCCCGAAAUGCCGGAGCUUAUGCUUCAGCUUGAGACUGCGGCAUCCAACAGCUAUAGAGAGAGCUCGCCAAAUCUUGACCAUCUCCUCUCGCUACCCAAGAUCAAUGUCCAGCGUGCUAUUAUUGACAAUAUUCGGUCAACUGGCAUGACAAUUGAAUGGACAAAAGAAGACGAUGCAGUCUCCAUAUUCAACCUACAAAUCCCAGGCUUUUCAGAUAUCCAUAUUCCCCUCGACCUACAGCCAACUGAAGUCCAGAAGCGGGUUCCCCACCAUCCAUGGUUGGACUUUUUCCCUCCCCGACAUUGA
Messenger RNA from Penicillium cataractarum, 576 nucleotides. RefSeq names its product bZIP transcription factor. The transcript is spliced from 2 exons. The record is from RefSeq and is a predicted model, not a curated record. Bases 1 to 576 code for a protein of 191 amino acids. Lineage: Eukaryota; Fungi; Ascomycota; Eurotiomycetes; Eurotiales; Aspergillaceae.